CCUGUUCUCGUUCGUUUUCUGUUCUGAAAUUCGAUUUCGUAUGGCGUACGGAUGUAUACAUGUGUUGUGCUGCUGUAGAUGAUCUGAUAGUACGAGAUCGAACAUUCGAAUUACGGUUUGGAUUUAGGGAUUUUAAUGAAUCGUACAAUGCAUUGCAGGAAUAUGUUGAACGUGGAAGAUGCAGGGAAUUGGCCAAGUCUUCGUCGUUUUACCGGAGGGUGUACUCGGAGAUAGAGGAACUUGGAUGGGAACGGCUGAAAAUAUUAGGUCGAGAUUUAACGUUUUUCAGCUUCCAUAUUAUUGAUCAGAAGGGAAGAGAGCACAUACUGGAAAUUCAGCUGGAUAAAGACUAUCCUAAAUGCCCACCUUCGGUUUCAGCUGACAUUCCGUACAUGUUUAAUCUAGAAUGGACGGAAAGCAUGAGACUGAAGGAUGUGAUGCGCCAGUUCCAAGAGCAUCUGAACAAACUUCAAGAAUUUUGGUCGGUCUUAGAUGACAUUGACAAAUCUCUCUGUGUGGUUGAUGCAAAGCAACCAUCUAGGGCCUCAACUGUCCGUCGGAUUCAAGCUGGAAAUGAUUGCAUUAUCAUCGUUCAUGUCAACUUCAACGACCCUAAAUCGCUACCUGAGUGCCGGUUUAUGGAUCCUGGACCUCCAGCAGCUAUGCAUAUGGAUUGCUUAAGAAUGAGAUGGAGAAGAAACAGCAAAAAAUGGUCAAAGGAAAGAUCGUUUUCCGGAAACCUCGUAUGUGUUCUAGAUGCUGAGCUGCCAAGACCCCACAGUGUCCAACAUGAAGCUGAUCAUCAACAAAUUGAAUGUGGAAUUUGCUAUGCCCAGUUUCUACCGACCGAUGAGGAGCUCGGAGCUAGAAGCGGAACAAGAACUGACUACAUUUGUGAUAACACGAGUUGCAACAAGUCAUUCCACAGUCUCUGCCUCAUAGAUUGGUUGCGGUCGAUCACAACAACCAGACAGUCAUUUGAUGUUCUCUUCGGGAACUGCCCUUAUUGUUCAGACCCAGUUGCCGUCAAAAUCGACGGCACGAAGAAGUAGACGUUAGACAACCGUAAUUCUCCAUGCGGGAUACACGAACAACAAACACCCACGCUUUCUGCUUUACAGGACAACCUUGCUUCAGCGGUGUUUCCUCUCAAAGAGCCCAUCAGGACCUGAGUAUGGGUGGUAGAGGAAGAGUUUAACACAUCGAGACUAAGUGAACGAAGCACAUUGAGCAGUCUUAGUCAACUGCUGAUGAUCACUUCUACGUUAGAGAAAGCUGCAUGAGAGAGAAGCUUACAGAUGGUGGCCCUUCGUGGUGGGGGUGACCCUUUGAUAAGUUAUAGAUCGACAAAACAGUGCAGGUAGCGAGUUUACAAAAAGGCGGGACCUCGUACACGUGCGACUCCGCAUUCUCUCGAAAGAACUUCUCUCUCAUCUCUUAGUUUCUGUAUUUGACAAGUGGCUAUAUGUAAUAUAUAUCUAUCCAACCUUCAGCCAAAAAGAACAAAGUUUGAAUAGAAAUUUGUGUUUUGUA
This is a messenger RNA of Tarenaya hassleriana, 1533 nucleotides long. RefSeq names its product E3 ubiquitin-protein ligase FANCL. Gene Ontology annotation, biological process: protein monoubiquitination; interstrand cross-link repair. The transcript is spliced from 11 exons. The coding region runs from base 60 to 1052 and encodes 330 amino acids. Gene Ontology annotation, cellular component: nucleus; Fanconi anaemia nuclear complex. Gene Ontology annotation, molecular function: ubiquitin protein ligase activity. NCBI's taxonomy places the organism in Eukaryota, Viridiplantae, Streptophyta, Magnoliopsida, Brassicales, Cleomaceae. The record is from RefSeq and is a predicted model, not a curated record.